Molecule: messenger RNA, 1187 nt
Organism: Trematomus bernacchii (emerald rockcod)
Lineage: Eukaryota; Metazoa; Chordata; Actinopteri; Perciformes; Nototheniidae
Exons: 6
Coding region: 129-746 (205 amino acids)
Source: RefSeq, a predicted model, not a curated record
CAGAGUUUGAGCCGCCAUCAUUUACACCUUGUGUUUGGUGUCGUCUUCAGGAUUAAUAAAUCCUAAUUCCACCAUCAUCCUUUCCUCAGUGACUGACAGCUGAGGGGCGGAGCUAGCAGACGGCGGCCAUGUCAGUUCUGUUCUGGAUCUGGAUCCUGAUGAUGGAGAGCCACGCCUUAGAGGUCAUCAAGGCUCACAGCGGGGGGGCGGUGCUGCUGACCUCUGACCUCCAGCUGCAGCUGAAGCAGGACGUGCGCUGGACUCACCCCGACCUGCUGGUCUCUCUGAAGAACAACGUGACGGCCUGCCAUCACGGCCGCUGCCAGCUGCUCCGAGACGGCUCGCUGCGCUUCAGACGGGUCCAGCCCGGAGACUCAGGGAACUACAGCCUGCAGGUGUACGAGGAGGACGGGACGCGGGUGCUGAGGAGGGACUUCCUGCUGCUGGUGGAGAGCAGCCAAUCAGCAGAUCUCAGCAGCAGGAGUGUAUUGGUGACGGUGUUUAUCCUCCUCUUCCUCCUCUUUCUCGUCCUCUGCAUCAUCAUCAUCUUGUUCGUCCUCAACAGGAAGAGGAAGCAGCGGAUCAGACUCUCAGGUCCGCUGGAGGACAACCUGUAUGUGGAGAUGCACAGUCACCGUGGCAACAAGAGGGAGGAGGACGAAUGUCACUAUGUUCCCUGUAAUCCUGCUGUUUCCGUGGAAACACCAAUACCAGCGCAGAGUUCAGAGGAGAACGUGUACAUGUGAUGGUCAAUCAGAGCUCUCCUCACCUGCAUGUUUCUCUGUUUACAUCUUAAUCAAUAAAGUGAGGUUGUUUGCAGACGUUAGAGAUGUUCCUCUUUUAUUUUAACAAUACAAGAAAUUAACCAAAAAUAAUAUAAUAUAAGAUGAUAAAAUAUUAGAGUAAUGAAAGAUAAGAAUAUAUAUAAUAAUGUGAAAAUGUAAACUCCUGAUAAUAUAAUUUCCCCUUUUUAUAAAUACAACUUUAAUUAUAAUAAUCAAAUGUAUUUGUGUAAACAUUUUCAUCUUCCCCAAAAGAAAACAAAGGUUUAAUAACAUAUUUUGGUGAUGCUAACAUAUGCUAAUUGAUGCUAACAAGCGCUUAAAGAUCUAGACAGAUGCUAAUAAAGUAUAUGCUAACAUAUGCUAAAAAAAAAUAUAUAUACUAAAUGCUAACAGAUGCAGACA